Bactrocera oleae (olive fruit fly) is the source of this 1490-nucleotide messenger RNA. RefSeq names its product KRR1 small subunit processome component homolog dbe (gene dbe). Lineage: Eukaryota; Metazoa; Arthropoda; Insecta; Diptera; Tephritidae. The record is from RefSeq and is a predicted model, not a curated record. Gene Ontology annotation, cellular component: nucleolus; small-subunit processome. Gene Ontology annotation, molecular function: RNA binding.
AUGCAAUACUUAUUUCGAGAGAUACUAUAACGUCAUAUACCAAUGAUAACAGAGUAAUUUUAAUGGAGUUUUAGUAUUUCUCCUGUCGUUAAAAAAAAACCGUAAGAAAUACAAUUAAAAACUUAACAAAUUGAAUUUAAGCUUUUUAAUAAUAGUAUUACAUAAUUUUUUUGACUGUACAAGUGUAAAUAUAGAUUAAAUCUUUGGACUUUUGUAAAACCGCAACUGUCGCUUAUGUUAAGAGUGAAAUUAUCAAAAUAGAGAAAUAACAAUCGAUAUUUUUAAUCAAAGUGCUCCUUACUACAAUCAUCAGCUAUGCUACUGUGAAUGACUCACAAUUCAUCAAAAUAAACCAAAACAAAAUACACGUGUGAGAAGAUUUCAGAUAAACAAACUAGAAAUUAAUAGAAAACUUCGAAAUGAGUGACAGUGAAGCUGAAGAAAAUAAAAAGAUUUCGACGGAACCAGUGGAUAAUGCCUGGACAUUAAAAAUUCCCGAGUUCAAACCUGAGCAUAAUUUAAAUGGCAUGGUUGAGGAAAGUUCAUUUGCGACACUGUUUCCAAAGUAUAGAGAAAAAUAUCUAAAGGAAAUAUGGCCACUUGUAAAAGAAUGUCUUGCGGAACAACACCUUAAAGCUGAACUUGAUCUUAUGGAGGGAAGUAUGGUGGUGAAAACAACACGCAAAACGUGGGAUCCAUACAUUAUCAUCAAAGCCAGAGACAUGAUAAAGCUAAUGGCUCGAAGUGUACCCUACGAACAAGCGCGACGAGUUUUGCAGGAUGAAAUCGGCUGUGACAUCAUAAAAAUUGGUAACUUAGUAAACAAGAAAGAUAAGUUUGUUAAGCGACGUCAACGUUUAAUUGGACCCAAUGGAGCGACGCUAAAAUCUAUUGAGUUACUAACAGAUUGUUAUGUGUUAGUACAAGGAAACACUGUAUCAGCACUCGGUCCUUAUAAAGGUCUACAGCAGGUUCGUGACAUUGUAUUAGACACAAUGAACAAUGUGCAUCCUAUAUAUAAUAUUAAAGCAUUGAUGAUUAAACGUGAACUUAUGAAAGACCCGAAAUUGGCCAAUGAAGACUGGUCACGUUUUCUGCCGAAGUUCAAGAACAAAAAUAUUAGCAAACGCAAACAACCUAAGGUUAAGAAACCCAAAAAAGAAUACACACCAUUUCCGCCUUCACAACCAGAGAGUAAAAUUGACAAACAACUUGCGUCAGGUGAAUACUUCCUUAGCAAAGAACAGAAACAAGCACGCAAGCAACAAGAGCGUAAUGAGAAACAGAGUGAGGCUGCUAAAAAACAAGAGGAGCGUCGUAACCAAGAUUUUAUUCCUCCAACUGAGGACGGACCUUCUACUAGCCGUAAAAGACCGGCUGAUGAAGAUAAUAAAAAAUUGGAUGUUAAAGCUUUGAAGGCGAAAGUAGCAAAGGCAAACAAAAAAAUAAGAACUACUUAAAUAAAAAAAAAAUAAAUAAAAAAUUUGAAA